UGGGGCCAGAAACCAGAUGGGUGGGUUAAAACCCGAACCCGGAGUUUCCUGUAAUAAAAGUUUUGCUUGCUUGCUUCAUCGCUAUAACUUGCUCAAAUCUCUAUUCUCUAACGCACAAAAACCUCUGAAUCGAAUCGAGUGAGAAACCAGAGUUGGGGUUUGAUUCCUUGUACGUUGCUUUGAGGACGCACACAAGAAAGUUCUUGGAUUGAGAGAAACAACAAUGGACUUUAAAGGUAUCACAUGGGUUGGGAAUGUCUACCAGAAGUUCGAAGCAAUGUGCUUAGAGGUUGAAGAAAUCAUCGUCCAGGACACAGCUAAGUACGUUGAGAACCAAGUUCAGACGGUUGGGAACUCCGUGAAGAGAUUCUGUUCUGAGGUGGCUCAAGAUUUGCGUCCCGUUGACUCACAUGUUUCUACGUUACAUGAAUACGCUCCUGUUUGCUCUUCCUUCAAAAAGAAAAGAGAAGAACAAGAUGUAACUGAGGGGAAGAAGGAUGGAUGUGCGAUGGAACUCCGUGGUCUUGGCGCAGAUGACUACGAUAUAUGUACUUCUCCAAGGCAGCAUGGUUACGGAGGUCCGUAUAGAAGGACAAGACUCGGUCGCAAACAAGGGUUUAAGAAAGAAGUCACCAGGCCUUACUUACUGAAAGACUCAACUAGUUUAUCAAUGGUUCAUAGAACUCGUGUUAGAAACGAUGUUGGAACUGUAAAGUCAAGUGAUCCUCCUCCUCCUCCUCCUCCAGGUGAAAAUGGAAGCGACAAUCAACACGGUCUAACAGUGGUUGAUUCUGUUAGAAGUCAAUAUUCAGAGACUAAGACCAAAGAUGAACACGGUCCUGAAGUGGCUAAUUCUGUUAGGAGUAAAGAUUCAGUGAUUCAACCAUCUGUUCCCAUAAGCUUAUCUUCAGGAUCUGAUGAUUGUAGAGAGGAUGAGGAUCGGAUGAAAACUAGUUCGAGUUCUGUCUCUGAGCAUAAGCCAGAGAUUCUUCAAGGGCUUAGUGGAAGAUCAGUUGAAGAAAGCUGUAUCAUUGUGGAUAGAGACGAGUUGCAUUGUGUUUUUCCUAACAAGGAGGAGAAUGACAAACACAAACCUUAUAAGAAGAUCAGAGAUGCUAUAUCUUCAAGAAUGAAGCAAAACAGAGAACAAGAAUACAAGCGACUUGCUCGUCAAUGGUACACAGAAGAUGUCGAGAAUCCGAAACAGAUUGAGGAAGAUCAAUCAUCAGAAGAAUCUGAAUGGGAGCUUCUGUAAAAUGUUAGUGGUUUACACAUAUAAUUAAAGUAAGUAAGCACUCUCUUUGUAUAUAAAGAAUGUCUAAGCAAAACAUAAGAAGCAGCCUUUAAAGGCUUCCUCUGGUUACAUAAUGAAUAAGCCUCCUCAUCUUUAUCAAAGUCAUGAUCUCGUGUACAUGUAUAGUCUUUCCCAUGGGGUGGUUGUGUAAUUAUUGUUUUCGUGUUUCGUCUAUUUUACAUUUCCAUUUUGUUCCAUAUGAAGGACCACUCCAAUUCUUUU
Molecule: messenger RNA, 1516 nt
Organism: Brassica rapa (field mustard)
Lineage: Eukaryota; Viridiplantae; Streptophyta; Magnoliopsida; Brassicales; Brassicaceae
Biological process (GO): response to stress
Cellular component (GO): autophagosome; phagophore
Source: RefSeq, a predicted model, not a curated record